AUGGCAUACAGGAAGGUGUGUGACGCCCAGGGUGGCCCAUUGGUCGGUGAGGUCCUGCACUGCUCUGGAGCUAUGGAUCUUGACUGGGACCUGGACAAGGAAGAGCUACAAGAACCAGGACCCAGCAUGGACCGCAUGCAGAUGCAACAUGUAGACUGCCAGAGAUCAGGGUGUUCAGACCCCGGCCCUGAUCCGGACCCAGAGCUGAUGGACUCCAUCCAGCAGUCUGUCUCUGUUUCACCCCAUGGACGAUUUGAACGCCUCCAGGAAGAUCCCAACUACAUCUCCCACUUCACAAGGGCCCCGGGCCAUAAGGGUCAACGCAGACUGCACUGCUUCCUGCUCAGGUAUUUCCUGGCAGGGGUGGGCCUUUUUGUCCUCGGACUCCUAAUUGGCUGGUUUGCUCACACACCUACCGUCAAACCACCCGUUCCCCCAUCAGACAGCACAGACCUGCUCGAGGACUUGUUGAGAGGAAUCACUGCAGACAAGAUAAAUGCUCUCCAGAGGUCUUUCUCCAGCCAAUCAGAUGACAGCGAGGAAGCCAGAGCCAAGUACCUCUACAGGCAGUGGGUGGGACUCGGUUUGACUGAUGUCCAUCUAACCAAUCACACAGUUCUGCUCAGUCUGCCUGGCUCCACACCCAACACCAUCACUGACAGGUCCAGUCGCCAGUGUUUCCUGCCAAACGGGAAUUCCUGUGACCAGCGUGGACCCAACGACCUGCCCAAGCAGCAGUUCUCCUAUGCUGCCUACUCUGCCGUGGGGAGUGUGCAGGGGGAGGUGGUGGAUGUCCAAUAUGGGGGCGUGGAUGACCUGCGGAGAGCCAAAGACAGCCUGAACCUCACCAACCAGAUCGCUGCAGUCAAGCUUGGCCAAGCACCCCUGCUGUACAAGCUCUCUCUGCUGUCUCAGCUGGGGUUUGGAGGUGUUCUGCUGUAUAUUGACCCGUGUGAUGCUCCCCCCGGACGCCACACCUGGAACCAAGCCUUCAGAGUCACUCUCAACCCCGGAGGGAACCCUGCCAUUGCUGACGUGUCAAGAGAGGCUGGAGGAAGACUGACAUCUCUUUUGGUUCAGCCCAUAUCUGCCUUCCUGGCAAAGACGUUACUGUCAUCUCCUUCCACAGGACAGGGUGACUCCUGUGUGCCUCUGGCUAUGCCUCCCAACACAGAACGAAAGAAGAUUACCUUGACUGUUGGGAACCAGCUGUCCUACAAGAAAAUCUACAAUGUCGUGGGAUACCUGAAAGGAAGGAGGAACCCAGAUCGCUACGUGCUGGUUGGCAGUCGUCAUGACAGCGACCAGGGAGGUGGGGCUUCAGCUAUCAUGAAUCAGCUCAUCGCCGUGCUGACAGAUCAGUCCAAACGUGGCUGGGUGCCAGACCGGACAACCGUGUUCUGCUCUUGGGGAGGCUCUGCCCUGGGGAACAUCGGGUCCUUUGAGUGGGGAAAGGAUAACAGCGUUGUCCUGCAGAGCAGUGCUGUGGCCUACAUCAGUCUGAAUUCUCCCGUUAGAGGAACAGAAACUCUCAGAGCGACAGCUUCACCAACACUGCUGCAACUCACUUCAGAUAUACAGAGGAGACAGUUGCUGAGUUGCAUUCGUGGUGGAAACUGCCCUGGACCCAAUGUGAGCUCGCUGCAGUUGCCGGGAGAUGUGAACUUCUUCGCCAACCAACUUGCUGUUCCCACGAUGGAGUUUGCCUUUGAGCAGACUAAAGCAGAAGAGGCCACCAGUUUCCUGUCAGAAGCCCAGUUUUCUGCUGAGUCACCAGAGACUCUGGACCCACUUUUCAAGUUCCAUGAGACCAUAGCCAAGAUGACAGCAGAAGCCAUUCUCCGUCUGGUCAGUGAUCCUGUGCUGCCGUUCUACCCUCUGGACAUUGCCCUGGAUGUUCAAAACAAACUCAAAGACAAGAGCGUGGUAUCUCAGCCUCUGCUGUCAUCCGCCUCCUCCCUGAGAGACCACGCAGCUUUCUUUCAGUCUGAAACUAUGCGACCUGCAAAUGACCCCAAAGAACGCGACCCCUCCCACGUGCGGAUGCUGAAUGAUGUUCUCCGUGACCUGGAGAAGAGCUUCAUCAUCCCACAUACACCGCCUGGAGUCUACAGGAACCUGUUAUACAGCCUGCCAGGGAAGUCUCCUCAGUUUUCCAUCCUCAAGUUCACACAGGAAGCCGUCCUGCAUUGCAAUGUCUCCAGCAAAGCAGCCAAACACAACUCUGCAGACAAGGAAGUCCUCUGCCACAGCACCAUGAACCAGUCUCUGUCUCUCAUCCUCAGGGCCAUCCGCUCAGCGGAGAGGCUGGUGGGCUUUGGCUUGGACUUGUUUGAAAAUUACCCAAGUGAUGCAAAAUGA
This is a messenger RNA of Labrus bergylta (ballan wrasse), 2361 nucleotides long. Lineage: Eukaryota; Metazoa; Chordata; Actinopteri; Labriformes; Labridae. The record is from RefSeq and is a predicted model, not a curated record.